GCUGACGAGCGAUUACUGGCACUGUGCUUGGUGGAGAGUGGCACCCCUUGGUACUCUGAUCUUGCUAAUUAUCUGGUGGGCAAGCAGUUACUUAAGGGGAUGACCACUCAUGCUAAGCACAAAUUCUUCUCCAACCUUGAAGUACUAUUUCUGGGAGGACCCAUACCUUUUCAGGAUCAAAGUUGAUGGCGUCAUACGACGAUGCAUGAUGUAGCAUGCGAUGGGAGACAUCCUGUCUCACUGUCACGAGGGAUCAACUGGCCGUCAUCAUAGAGGAAACCGCACCGCACGGAAGGUGCUGCAGUCGGGUUUCUACUAGCCCAUGCUCUUCAAGGAUGCUGAUCUAUUUGCACACCAGUGCGAUCGCUGUCAGCGGUCAUGCAACAUCUCUGCCCGUGAUGAGAUGCCUUAGAAGUCAAUUGUGACUUGUGAGAUUUUUUAUGUCUGGGGAAUCGACUUCAUGGGUCCCUUUCCUCCUUCAUUCGGUAAUCUCUAUAUCUUGGUUGUUGUGGACUACGUCUUGAGGUGGACGAAAGCUUAAGCCAUGGCCACCAAUGAUGCCCGACGUGUCUGCUCAUUUCUUAAGCAGCUAUUUUCCCGGUUUGCGACACCUCGAACCAUCAUUGGCGAUAGAGGAACCCAUUUUCAAGGGCAAUUCACUAAGAUCCUAUCUCGCUAUGAUGGAAGCACAAGGUGUGAGUGGCUUACCAUCCCCAACCAAAUGGUCAAGCUGAGCUGACAAACCGGGAACUGAAAUGGAUCAUGGAAAAUACGAUGGAUCAGUCCCGCAAGGAUUGGUCCACCAAGCUCGAUGAUUCUCUAUGGGCGUAUAGAACAACCUACAAAAUUUCGAUUGGUACUUCUCCAUAUAAGCUCGUCUAUGGAAAGGCCUCUCACCUGCCCGUCGAGGUAGAGCACAAGGCUUUCUGGGCCCUUAAGCUCCUAAACCUUGAUCUAAGUCUUGUAGGUACCGUGAUGAAAAUGCAGCUGGUGGAGCUAGAAGAGUGGCGUUAUCACGCCUAUGAUAACACCAGACUGUAUAAGGAGCAAACCAAGCGUCUCCACGACGCUUUUCUUGAAGGCCCGAAAGAGUUUCAGGUGGGCAAUCACAUUCUUCUAUACAACUCUCGCAUGCAACUCUUUUCGAGAAAGCUGCACUCUCGAUGGUAUGGAACAUUCACGGUCACUUACGCGUUUCCCUAUGGCACCAUUGAGAUCAUCAAUCCGCAGACCGAGCCCUUCAAGGUGAACAGGCAUCACCUCAAGUUGUACUUGAGAGGUUAUGUCGAACGAGCGGAGUUGGAGCUUGAUCUUGCGGACCCUUACUUACGCCAUCUACGUCCAACUAAACGAUGGUAAAGAAGCGCUUGCCGAGAGGCAAUCCCACCUCGGUUUGCAUUUUCUUCUCCUUUUUCUUUUUGAGUUUGUGUUUUUGUGUGUGUCAUGUGUUGAACAUGGAUUUUUGUGGUCAAUUGUUGUGCCUUGGGGGGUCAUUUUUUGUGAAUUUUUGUUUUCGGGGGACUAAGUGGUAUUUCUGGACGUUUGGUGUGAUUUCUGGCAUGUUUGCCAGAAAUCGGCAGAUCAUUCUAGGAGUUACGACAUGGUGUGAAAAGUUACGGUCGUGACCGUAACUGUCCUCCAUUGCCCGUAACUUUAAAUCGUAGCAUGGAAAGUUUGGGAAAUCUUCCCAAAGUUACGUGCCUAGUCUCGAUGUUACGGUUGUGACCGUAACUUUAAGACUGGCCCGUAACUUCUCCCUUCCCGGGUCAGAGAUGCGUUACGGCCCGUAACUCAAUCGAUGAUCCGGUAACGUCUGACACGCCCGAGUCAGACGAGUUACGACUGUAAGUCUCCCGAUGAAGCCGUAACUUCGGCUUCGUUUAUAAAAGGAGAGUUACACCUCGUACUCUCGUCGCCAGAAAACACACCUCCUCACUGGAAACACUCGCUGACAUCUUAUACUGUCACACUAGAAAAUGGCCAAGUGUAACCACCUACUAAUGCGUAGUAUAGUGGGUUUAGAUUUAAAUGCCAACCCGGGUCCUAGGUGUGAUGACUACUCCGUGAGAUUCUUAUUAUUUAGCGGUUCAAACGUAGUGAAGUUCCAAUCAAACUAAUAGAUAAAAGCAGUAAAUGUUGUGUUCCAACUUUGAGACAGGUCACCUAGAUAUGGUUCCCCCUAGACUGCAGUUGUAAUUCACCUAGUCCAGUUUCAAUGAUAAUUAUACUGUGGAAGGUUCUUAGACAGUCUGAAGUCUCGACUAAAGCUCUCCUGACCCUCUCAAUCAGAAUCCUCAGCAGGAGACUAACCUCCACCGGAGUAAACAGACUGAGGCCCUAACGUGCUAAACCUCCGCUACUGGAGUAAAUCCAGUACAAAAUAGUGAACCGACUCCUCGACUAAAGUCGUCAAUUCACUACCUUCAAUUAAGGUUGCUCUACCAACCUACGUGGAUAUUCUCUUUCUAGGUCAAAGCAGAAACUACAGGAAUUUUUAUCAGGAUUCAUGCAAUUCAGAAAAUCAUGCCUCAAUUGAAUAUAAUCAGUAUCAAAGAACUUGUACUUAGGUUCAUACAACCAGACCUAACAUACAAAUCUAGGGUUCUUCAUACCCAAGUGAGUGAGAGAGUUUACUCCAUUGAGAGAAAAUCAUGCUUCAGAUGCGGAAAUCAUUCUGUGAAGGAUGACAAUCUGCUUCAAGUAAUCAAUCGGCACUUCUCCA
Linum trigynum is the source of this 2722-nucleotide messenger RNA. Lineage: Eukaryota; Viridiplantae; Streptophyta; Magnoliopsida; Malpighiales; Linaceae. The record is from the annotation of a GenBank genome assembly.